UUCUGGAUCUCGUCGACUCGAUGUACCAUAAACAAAAAUGUCAGCGAUCCUGAUUUUUUGUUUCUUGCUGCAUACCCAUCGUUAUACCUUAAUUAGAUCACACGAAUGCUAUAAAAUAAUGUUAGACGCUUUCUCCGGAGGUGUCGAUUCGUCGAGACGGCGUACCUGAGGCAAUAAAUCGGCCAUAAUAAACGUGCGUUUGGUGUGCUUGCGACAGUCUACACCCGAUCUCAUUGUUUAUGUAUGGAGUUUAAACGAGGAAUUUUUAUGGGAUAUUGCGGUGUAUUCCCGUUUUAAUUGAAUAUCUGGAUUAAAUCAGAGGUGGUUGUGUUGAUACGGCGCGGGUCGUGGCACGGCGGCCAGCGUCGUUCCGUCCGUCAAGUCAAGUUGGCGAAGGCACGCAGGGGUAUGAUAAAGGAGAAGGAGAAGGGCGGCGGCGCCCGCCUCAAGGACGAGCCCAGCGACUCCGCUGAGCCUGGCCACGGCUCCCGCCCGCCAUCAGCGUCGCUGCCGACCCCGGCGGCGCUGAAGAAGGAGCCCGACGAGCCGGCACACAGGGUCAAAAUGGAGCCCCACUCACAGGAGGACUCUGGUGGGGACUUGGGGGUCGACGGGAUCAAGACUGAGAUCGACGGCCUCAUGGACAACGAUGGUGACCCAACGAAGUCUCCGUCGUGCGACAUGCCUGGGCCGGGGUCUCUCAAGUCCGAGCGGCUGUCUUCAGACUCCAACGAUAUCUUGGACCCGCAGACCGGGUUGCGAGGAUCAUCUGGCAAUAUGCAGGACGGCAACCAAAACUGCCGCAACCCGAACGGGCCGGACAUGGGCUCGUGCCGCAUGGGCGGCGGCGGGCCCAUGGGCCCGGGGGUGUCCAUGGGCAUGUCCAGCGAAGCGCAGACGCUGCCGUCGAAUGUCAUCAGCAAGCAGGCCGGGAGUAUGGAGCAGCAGAGCCAAAUCUUCGUGUUUUCAACGAUAAUGGCCAACAAGGGAGCCGAGUCUGUGAUCUCCGGACAGCACCACUCCAUCAUCGCCUACCACUGCGCGCAGCCGGGCACUAAGAAAUAUCUCGAGAAGCACCCACUAAAAAUGGGCCAGUUCAACAAGCAGAGCCCAGCGCAAUGGCUCAACAACCUCGCCAUGGCCAAGACCCGCGGCGGCAUGCGCGGCGGCCCCAACAUGAUGGGGCCGGGCGGGCCGAACCAGAUGGGGCACAUGAUGGGCCCCGGCGGGCCGAUGGGGCCGAUGGGCAUGGGGCACAUGGGGCCCAACAUGAUGGGAGGUCCGGCAAGGAUGGGCGGGCCUGGGAAUCAGAUGAUGAUGAUGAAGGGCCAAAUGGGUCAGAUGGGGCAGAUGGGACCCAUGGAUGGGUUUCCAGGGGGCACCCCGUCCUGCGGUGUCAUGGACGGCCUCGGUGCUGAUGGUGAAAUUCCCUGGGACACCAAAAACCCCUCCGUAAUGUCAAACGGCAUGUCAAACGGACCAGGCGCGUGCGCUGAGCCACCCGAGCCGCCCUCCAGUCAGGCCGACACUCCCUCCUCGCAGGCAGACUGCCAGGGCGGGCCUAAGGGUGUUAAAAUUCCAGACGAGAACCUAACACCGCAGCAGCGCGCGCACCGCGAGGAACAGCUGGCCACCAUCAGGAAGAUGCACCAGAUCCUCUUCCCCGAGAACCCCCCCAACUCCAACCAGCCCGGGGAUCCCUCCCAGGCCUCCCCGGACAUCAACCCGCCCAACUCCAGCGCCAAUAUGAACAUACCCUUCCCACCCAUGUCCAUGGGCCCCAACGGCCCAAUGGGCUCCGGACCGAACGGACCCAUGUCUACCAUGUCCAACAUGUCCAACUCCGGCCCCUCCUGCACCAUGUCCGGCCCUAUGGGCAUGGGACCCAUGGGCCCCAACGGCCCCAUGAUGGGCAUGGGGCCGGGCAUGAUGUCCCACGGCAACAUGGGGCCGAAUGGCAUGAUGGGGCCGAAUGGGCCUAUGAUGCCGGGGAUGGGGCCGAACGGGCCGAUGGGGCCGAUGUGCGGGAUGAAGGGCAUCAGGGGGCCGUGCGGAGGGCCGGAUAUGAAGGGCGGCAUGUGCGGUGAUAUGCACAUGGGCAGAGGUUGCGGCGGCCCUAUGGGGCGCAUGCCUAAUCCUAUGGGAGGAAUGGGCGGCCCCAAGCCGUGUAUGAUGGGCGGACCACACAUGGGGCCCAGAAUGAUGCCGGGACCUAACAUCAACGCCAUGAACGGUGGUAUAAUGAUGGACGGUAUGAUGAUGGGACACGGAGACUGCGGCCCUGAGCACCACGGGAUGCCAAAUGGGCCACAGUGCGACGAAUACGGCAGGAGAACCAUGGGUCCAGGCGACCCGGGUGGGCCUGGUGGGCCUGGAGGUCCCGGUGGUCCAGGUGGGCCGGGGGGGCUGCACAAGGCCGGGCUGCGCAGCCCCAAGAGCCCCGCCACCACCGGCGACAUCGACUGGCAGAAGAUACACCACCAGUUCUUCGACGACCCCAAGUCCAUGGACACUGACUUGAGCACGCAAGUGAAGUCGCCGUGUUCGGAGCGAGGCGGCUGCCUGCCGCCGCCGCCCUACGGCGCCUCCCCAUUGCACCGCUCUGCAUCAGUGCCUAUAGCCACGCAGUCCCCCGGGCACGGCGGGGUGCAGAUGCCGAUGUCGGCCGAGGCGUCCCGCGCCGGCUCCGGCCUCAACAGCCCCGCGCACUGCAAGCCCCAGGCCAAGCAGGACGCGCCAGAGAUACUAGAAAAGUUGGACGAUGGCGUGUUUGUCCGAACGCUGCAAUGCCUGGCCGCGCAGCAGCAGAAGAACCAGCAGGCGGGCGCGGACGCGAGGGCGGGCGCGGGCAAGGAGCCCAGCCUGAUGCCCGUGCCGUCGCCGCAGCAAAUAUCCUAUCUCAACCAGUUCGAAGGCCAAGAGUUGACGAUACAGAAGCAGCCUAAUACGUCGUUGAAAGACAAUGGGCCGCCGUCGAACAGCGGCGGGCAGACGCCGCAGUCUAGCUCGAAUCAGAAAUCACCCGCUGGGAUGAUGCCCGGCACGCCAGAACCUCACUCGUCACUCUCGGAACAGCGGGCGGGAAGGUUCUCGUUAGAACAGAGUCCAGGGUUCAACAACCCUCAGACACCGACGUCACAAGGAAAAUGUGGACAAGAUGAGAAAUCCAGGCCAAGUCCCUCCUCAAACCGGUCGCAGGACCCCUCCAAGACCCCGCAGCGCGACGGCCUCAGCCAGGGGCCUUACGCACCGGCCUCCUCGGGCUCCUGCGCUAAAAGCAGUUGCAGCGUGGUCAACAGCGCGCCGGGAGGCGUCGAUGACUCUAUGACAGGAAAUAAUGACUCGACGUUACCGGGCGGCCCCAGCACGAGCCUUCCGGGCCCCUUCCCCGGCCCCUGCAGCAUGAACAGGCCGGACAACAUCCCCAUCAACCCCAACCAGGGCCCCAACGGCCCCAUGACCUCCACCUCCUCGUUCGACCCCAUCUCCUCGCUCGCGCAAAUGUCGCAACAACUCACCAACACCGUGGGUGGGGGAGGCCCCGGCCCCGGCGGCCCUAUGGGGCCUAAUGGGAGCGGGAUGGGGCCUUUCGGAUCCGGUCCUCACCAUAUGCAGCAUCACCAUUCUAUGCAUCCGCAUGGACAUCCGCAUAUGAUGAUGAAUGAUUUAGGUUGCCACAUGGACAACAUGGGUGGCCCCGGCAUGGGCGGCCCCAUGGAGGGCAUGAUGGGCGGCGACUUCCCGCCCGACAUGAACCUCAGCCCCAAGAUGGGCGCCGGCCCCAUGGGCGGGCCUAUGGGGCCCAUGGGACCCGACGCCUCCAUGAUGGGGCCCCGGAUGGGGGGCGGCAAAAUGCCCCCGUUCAACGGCGCCAACGUACAGGUGAAAGCGAGCGCGCCCAACACGAUACAGUAUUUACCCACCAGGCCUCAGAUGCCCUGCAACUCGGGCCCCCGAGGCCCCCCCAGCUUGGAGUUCCUGCAGCGAGUCACUAACCCUAUGCAGAUGGACAGCAGUAAAGGCGUGGCGUACUUCCCGCGCGGCAUGGACAUGGACGGCGGCAUGCGCGGCGUGAUGCGCGCGCCGGGGGGGAUGCUGCGCAUGCCGCACUACCCCGCCGGGUUCAACUCCCCGCCCAAGAUGCCCCAGGACCCCUUCGGCAACCCCGGCCCCAACCCCAUGUGCGGCCCCAACUUCCGGGGCGUCAAGGGCGGCAUGCCCGGGAACGUGAGGAUGGGCAGCGCGCAACCCCUCCCCCCCUCCAUGGGCGGCCCCGGCCCGGGUUUCAAAGGACAGUCGUUCGCGGUCCCGUCGACGGCGGACCCCAACUACGCGGCGCAGUUCCACAACUUCCAGCAGCAGCUGUACGCGACGGGCUCGCGGGCCGCGCAGCCGCACGCGGGCUACCCGUACGCGCCGAACAAGUGAUGACCGGCGCUGCACCUUGUGUGAUCCCCCCGGCGCGUCGCGGCCCGACCGUGAAGUACUUAACGUUAAAUUAUACACCAGUGAAGAGAGAUCAAAAUAUUUUGUUAGUGAUUUUCGUUCGUAUGAUUGUGAGAUUCGUUAUGAGAUCGGCGAUUUUUUUUUAUUAAUAGUAUUUCACUUAGACGUCGUUUAGGUUUCUCGACUGAGCGUGAUUACGGUGGCGUAUGUUUGUACAAAUUGUACAAAACUCUAGGCGUGUUAAUGUGUACUCUUUAUCUAAAUAAUUUAAAAGUACAGUUUUUAGAAUCGUUUUGCUGAUGGCAAUAACUUAGUGGUAGGUUGUUUUGCACACAUGCCGGGUUGACAGCGCAUUGGUUCCUUUACUUAGCUAUUUUAUAUACGAUUCCUAUGCACACAGAUAUCUAGUCAAUUUUGAAAUUAAAUGGAGCCCGGACCGACCCCGUGUUGAAAUGUAACUUUACUUGUCGACGAGAUUUUUGUACCGUCAUUCAUAAACGCGUAUACAUUUUUUUACUUAUUGGACAAAAGAGUACAUAAUUGUAUACAUGUUUAUGAAUUGGACCGUACGGAGAGCCCGACAGAAUCAUCCGUCCAUGAUAGUUUACAGUAUGAUAACGUAAAGUAUACACUCGUAGAAGAAAUAGCGGAUAAUCCUUAUAUACGAUAGGAUUAUUUGAUACUUCUGGCUCAAUUUGACUAAAAUGGACUACGAAUUGAAUCUAAGAUUAAUUUCAGAAUAAAUUCAAUUCUGGGGUUAGUCGGAUUGACCCUAUCUGCGUGCCUGCUAUACUUGAUCAUUCUGCGUAAAUUCGCGGAUGGAAUAGGGAAUAUUACGCGAAACUCUGCGUAGGUAGCGCCACUACCACUAUCUGUCACAAUCUGGGGGUCUACCGCGAAACAAGAAAAUCGAAAUUUCGUUAUCUAAUCUCUCUAUCACUCUUGCAUAUUCUAGCGACAAAGAGGCAGAUAACUAAAUUUCUAUUUUCGCGUUUACCGAUAGGCCCUUUUUAACAAACCGCCUUGAUGCAUCAAUGUCAUAUUUUAUUGUCUGUGAAAACUUGUCAAAAAACAGAUUAAGGCACAGUAUGUAUAAGUUAGUCUAUGAUUUUACUAGAGUCGGUAGUGCUGCACUCUGGCGGCAGAACAUUGCAGUAAUAUCCCCUAUUAUUGUUGGGUCCAGCUCCCUCGUUGAUCGGGCUACGGAUCGAUUUCACAUUUUGGUUACUUUUAAUAAUUACAGAAGUACACUCUUAGUAACGGUAUGUUUUGUCCAUUUUAGUUCUAGACUAGUGUAAUUAGAUUUUUAUUAUUUUAUUUUGGCUAUAUCGGCCAGUAACUUUAAAUAAUUAAUGGGAGAUUGACGUUAAAAAUUUUCACUGAUCCUCAACUCAAUUGUCUAAAUUAUAAGGUUCUAUUUUCUUUGACUCGAAAAUGUUUCACGACUUUUGUGAAUAAUCAGCUCAAUGUAUUUUGUUCGUAACGAAUAGACAAGUUACAAUAUUAGUAGGAGUCGCAUUGCUUCUUAAUCGUUAAAGUACUUUACAAUGCGUAUUAUCAUUGUCGUUGGGAAAGAUGGUCCGGUCACCUGCAGAAAUAUCUAGCCCGCUCCACACUCGUGCGCGAAUCGCGGCGCAAAGCCGCGAACGCGAGUGUGGAGUCGAUUUCGCAGAUCUGCGAUCUUGGCUUCUCAACGGGUGAAGUGUUCAAAAAUGUACGCGAUAUUGUUUAAGAGAGCGGUCUAGAUAAUUUUGAGUACUUCACUCACUUAGCAACUUUCGCAGCUGAUUCCGUGCGAGCUUCUUAUAUCCCACUUUUUACUGAUAACACAAAAGAGGACGCAAAUAGCAAACGCCGACUUUCCCAACGAAAUGAGCCUUCGGUUCAUUUGAUCUGAGCGAUGUUUUUUCUGUCUUCCAAUACCUAUAUAGACUCUUAAAAACGCAAUAAGGAGUACGUUUAAACUCCAUUUAAAUCUAAGCUUGCAAACGCAAGCGUAGUCUUACUUUACUUUUAAUAAAGUACUUAAAAUCUGA
This is a messenger RNA of Cydia splendana, 6482 nucleotides long. Its product is annotated as collagen alpha-1(I) chain-like. The transcript has 21 exons. Bases 409 to 4428 code for a protein of 1339 amino acids. NCBI's taxonomy places the organism in Eukaryota, Metazoa, Arthropoda, Insecta, Lepidoptera, Tortricidae. The record is from RefSeq and is a predicted model, not a curated record.